Messenger RNA from Odobenus rosmarus divergens (Pacific walrus), 2861 nucleotides. RefSeq names its product kelch-like family member 5 (gene KLHL5). Gene Ontology annotation, molecular function: protein binding. The transcript is spliced from 11 exons. The coding region runs from base 118 to 2244 and encodes 708 amino acids. Lineage: Eukaryota; Metazoa; Chordata; Mammalia; Carnivora; Odobenidae. The record is from RefSeq and is a predicted model, not a curated record.
UUCAAUCUGUUUAUUGUGUACAGCAGGGCAUAGACUUCUCUUGUCUUGGUUGGAUGCACAAAUCUGUGUGCAGUGCUUUUUGCCCGUUGCCUAGACGAUCACUUGGUUUCUCUGAGGAUGUCUGGUUCUCGUAAAGAGUUUGAUGUGAAGCAGAUUUUGAAAAUCAGAUGGAGGUGGUUUAGCCAUCAAGCAUCAUCUAAUUCUACAGUUGACAGCCAGCAGGGAGAAUUUUGGAAUCGAGGACAGACUGGAGCAAACGGUGGGAGAAAGUUUUUAGAUCCAUGUAGCCUACAAUUGCCUUUGGCUUCAAUUGGUUACCGAAGGUCCAGCCAACUGGAUUUUCAGAAUUCACCUUCUUGGCCAAUGGCAUCCACCUCUGAAGUCCCUGCAUUUGAGUUUACAGCAGAAGAUUGUGGCGGUGCGCAUUGGCUGGAUAGACCAGAAGUGGAUGAUGGCACUAGUGAAGAAGAAAAUGAAUCUGAUUCCAGUUCAUGCAGGACUUCCAACAGUAGUCAGACGUUAUCAUCCUGCCAUACUAUGGAGCCAUGUUCAUCAGAUGAAUUUUUCCAAGCCCUUAAUCAUGCUGAGCAAACAUUUAAAAAGAUGGAAAACUAUUUAAGACACAAACAGUUAUGUGAUGUAAUUCUAGUUGCUGGUGAUCGCAGAAUUCCAGCUCAUAGGUUGGUGCUCUCCUCGGUCUCAGAUUAUUUUGCUGCCAUGUUUACUAAUGAUGUCAGGGAAGCAAGACAAGAAGAAAUAAAAAUGGAAGGUGUUGAACCGAAUUCACUAUGGUCCUUGAUUCAGUACGCAUAUACAGGCCGCCUUGAAUUAAAAGAAGAUAAUAUUGAGUGCCUGCUGUCUACAGCUUGCCUCCUUCAGCUUUCACAGGUUGUGGAAGCUUGCUGUAAGUUUUUAAUGAAACAGCUUCACCCAUCCAACUGCCUUGGAAUCCGUUCUUUUGCUGAUGCCCAGGGUUGUACAGAUUUGCAUAAAGUGGCUCACAAUUAUACCAUGGAACAUUUCAUGGAAGUAAUUCGAAACCAGGAGUUUGUAUUAUUACCAGCCAGUGAAAUCGCAAAGCUUUUGGCAAGUGAUGACAUGAACAUUCCUAACGAGGAGACAAUACUGAAUGCACUUCUUACUUGGGUCCGUCAUGAUUUAGAACAGAGACGGAAAGAUCUCAGUAAACUUUUGGCUUAUAUUAGGCUACCUCUUCUUGCACCACAGUUCCUGGCAGACAUGGAAAAUAAUGUACUUUUUCGGGAUGAUAUAGAAUGUCAGAAACUUAUUAUGGAAGCAAUGAAGUACCAUUUAUUACCAGAGAGACGACCCAUGUUACAAAGCCCUCGGACCAAACCUAGAAAGUCAACGGUUGGAACAUUAUUUGCAGUUGGAGGAAUGGAUUCAACAAAAGGAGCAACAAGCAUUGAAAAGUAUGAUCUUCGUACAAAUAUGUGGACUCCUGUAGCAAAUAUGAAUGGGAGGAGGCUACAGUUUGGUGUUGCAGUGUUAGAUGACAAACUGUAUGUGGUUGGAGGAAGAGAUGGACUGAAGACUUUGAACACUGUAGAAUGCUACAAUCCCAAAACAAAAACCUGGAGUGUGAUGCCUCCUAUGUCCACCCACAGGCAUGGCCUUGGUGUGGCUGUAUUGGAAGGUCCCAUGUAUGCGGUAGGAGGACAUGAUGGCUGGAGCUAUCUGAAUACAGUGGAAAGAUGGGACCCUCAGGCUCGCCAGUGGAAUUUUGUUGCCACUAUGUCCACCCCCAGGAGCACAGUAGGUGUGGCAGUACUAAGUGGAAAGCUUUAUGCAGUUGGUGGUCGUGAUGGAAGUUCUUGCCUCAAAUCAGUAGAAUGUUUUGAUCCUCAUACUAAUAAAUGGACACUCUGUGCACAAAUGUCAAAAAGGAGAGGGGGAGUAGGGGUAACUACCUGGAAUGGAUUGCUGUAUGCAAUUGGAGGACAUGAUGCUCCUGCGUCCAACUUGACUUCCAGACUCUCAGACUGCGUGGAGAGAUAUGAUCCCAAAACAGAUAUGUGGACUGCAGUGGCAUCUAUGAGCAUCAGCAGAGAUGCAGUGGGGGUCUGCUUACUUGGUGAUAAAUUAUAUGCUGUUGGAGGGUAUGAUGGACAGACUUAUCUUAAUACAGUGGAGGCUUAUGAUCCCCAGACAAAUGAGUGGACCCAGGUUGCUCCACUAUGCCUAGGAAGAGCUGGGGCUUGCGUUGUAACUGUCAAAUUAUAAUAUAGUGCUUGUUUUCUAAAUGAAGAUUUCGUCUUCCUCAUGAAUUUAGUAAAAUUAUUCUCCUACCAAUGGAUACGUUUUUAGCCACUUUGCAAUGCCGCAUUCCUGGGCACGGAGUGCCCAAUCUCAAAGCGAAGCUGGUAAAACAAGGGAGGAACGAGAGGAUGACCCAGGAUUAAAUCCUACAUUUCUCAGUAAGUCAUUUCUCAGCAAAUCAAAACUACAGCUGGUGGACUGUGAGCAUAUGUUCCUGAUAUAACAUGUGAGGACAAAGGCACUGCUCCUCAACCCACCCCAGUGUUAGCUGGGAAUGUCAUCUAUUAAUAAUCAAUCACAUUUUACUCACUUUAUCCAGAUUUCUUUUACUACAGUGCACAUAUGCCAGAUAACACUUUGAACGUUUGCUUUGUAACUUUAUCGUACAUUAGUUGCCGUAAUUUUUAUCCAUUUGUUCGUUUAACCACAACCACUGCUUUAAUGACAUACUAAACACUAUGCUGAUAUUCAGUUCUUUUCAGAAAUAGCUGCAUUAUAUAUGCUUUGCUUGUGGAUUUUCUUUCUCAGUUAGCUUAGUCUCAUGAAUAAAGAAAAAUGAGAGUUAAAACAAUAAUGACCAA